Messenger RNA from Tachyglossus aculeatus (Australian echidna), 1341 nucleotides. It is a transcript of the gene PAX9, whose product is annotated as paired box 9. The coding region runs from base 1 to 1341 and encodes 446 amino acids. The transcript has 6 exons. The record is from RefSeq and is a predicted model, not a curated record. NCBI's taxonomy places the organism in Eukaryota, Metazoa, Chordata, Mammalia, Monotremata, Tachyglossidae. Gene Ontology annotation, biological process: anatomical structure development; regulation of transcription by RNA polymerase II. Gene Ontology annotation, molecular function: DNA-binding transcription factor activity, RNA polymerase II-specific; RNA polymerase II cis-regulatory region sequence-specific DNA binding.
AUGCCUGCGAAGAGGACGGAAGGAGCUUUCGGGAUUUUGCUGUCGGUCCCAGUUUGGCACCAAUCGUCAGGGCGCCUUUCCGUGUUCCCGCCUCUUUGGGGGCGCGGCCCUGGCCAUUCGGUGGGGAGGAGAGGUGCGAGGCGAUCGCCCGACAGACAAACUGGCACGGUGCGUUUUCUGCUCUCUCCCCGCACGCCCCCAAAGAGCGCAAACCCGAAAUCGUUUCUAAAGGGGGUUGCUCUGGCAACACCCCGCCGCCUCGCUCUUCCUUCCUCCCUCUGCGGGGCCACCGGGCUUGCUCGACAAGUCGCUCCUCCCGCCGAGCCGGCCUUCGGGGAGGUGAACCAGCUGGGGGGCGUGUUCGUCAACGGCCGGCCGCUGCCCAACGCCAUCCGGCUCCGCAUCGUGGAGCUGGCCCAGCUGGGGAUCCGGCCGUGCGACAUCAGCCGCCAGCUGCGGGUGUCCCACGGCUGCGUGAGCAAGAUCCUGGCGCGCUACAACGAGACGGGCUCCAUCCUGCCGGGGGCCAUCGGCGGCAGCAAGCCCCGGGUCACCACCCCCACCGUGGUGAAGCACAUCCGGACCUACAAACAGAGGGACCCCGGCAUCUUCGCCUGGGAGAUCCGGGACCGGCUGCUGGCCGACGGGGUGUGCGACAAGUACAACGUGCCCUCCGUCAGCUCCAUCAGCAGGAUCCUGCGUAACAAGAUCGGGAACCUGGCCCAGCCGGGCCACUACGACACCUACAAGCAACACCCGCCCCCGCCGCAGCCGGCCCUGCCCUACAACCCCAUCUACUCCUAUCCCAGCCCCAUCGCCGCCGCCGCCAAAGUGCCCACGCCGCCCGGUGUGCCCGCCCUGCCGGGCACCGUGGCCAUGCCCCGCACCUGGCCCUCCUCCCACUCGGUCACGGAUAUUUUGGGGAUCCGCUCCAUCACCGACCCAGUGGGCGACAGUUCCCCCUACCACAGCCCCAAAGUGGAAGAAUGGAGCAGCCUGGGCCGCGCCAACUUCCCUGCCAACGUGCCACAUGCGGUCAACGGGCUGGAGAAAGGCUCCUUGGAGCAGGAGGCCAAAUUCAGUCAGGCACCAAACGGCCUCCCAGCUGUGAGCAGUUUUGUGUCAGCAUCCAGCAUGGCUCCUUACCCUACCCCUGCCCAGGUGUCACCUUACAUGACAUACAGCGCCGCUCCUUCCGGUUAUGUCGCCGGCCAUGGUUGGCAGCAUGCGGGCAGCACCCCGCUCUCCCCACACAACUGUGACAUCCCUGCAUCGCUGGCUUUCAAGGGCAUGCAGGCAGCCAGAGAAGGUAGUCACUCAGUCACAGCCUCCGCCCUCUGA